AGGGGCAGCAGUAAGAGCCAUAGGCAAUUGGGCAGUUUGAGUCUCUCCCAGCCGGGGCCCGUACCCCCCGCAGAGCCCUGUAUUGGGCAAAGGCCGCCUGACAGACCCCGGCUUUAUAUUGGGCUAUUGCGGCCUCCGUAUGUUACUGGCUCUGCCCGCACUCACUGGGGCCAAUCGGCCCGCAAGCGAUCCCUGAGCGCCAAGAUCAGCGCCUGUCUGCCCCGGGGCAUCAUGGGAGUCAGCGCGUCACCUGACUGAUCAUGUGACAAGCCGGAAGCGAUACCGGGGAAACAGAAGCGGCAGUCGGGGAAAUGGCUAGUGACCGGGGGUGGCGGCUGCUCCUGUUCGGGCUCCUGUGUGUAGGGGCCCUGGGGCAGGAGCAGAGCCGGGAGGUGUGGCUGCAGUACAACCCGGGCACGUUGGACACGUCGGUGAAUGUGCUGCACGCCCGCGCCGUGGGUAACGGGAGCACCAUUCACUACGUGUGGAGCACCCUGGGCACCCCGGCCGUGCUGCUCAUCUACAGCGAGAGCGAGACCAGCCAACUGCGCGUCAACUGGAGCAAACUGCUCUCCCCGGAGCCCCAAGGGGCCCUCAGCGUGGAGCCGGCCGCCAGUGUGCGCUACGCCACCGCCAUCUUGUUCACCAGGAUCUUCGAGUAUCAGGACGUGAACAACACGGCGAACUUCUCCGGGACAGACGAGAAAUACUUCUACCCUCCGUACGACUUGUCCCGCCUCCGCUGGGAGAACGCCAACGCCAGCGUAAACGCCACUUCCCUCAGCGCCAACCUGACCUCCGACCCCAGCAGCUUCCAGAAUGGCAGCGUCUCUUUCAGGAUCUCUGCAUACAGCACAGCAGGGCGGGACACCUCCUCCCCGCGCCUGCGCCAUACGGCCAACUGCACCAAGCUGGAGUUCCUGUUGGCGGGUAUCCGGCCGCGGGGCAACAACUCCCGCUUUGCCCUAGAGAUGGCGACCGUCGAGCAGGAGGGGGGCAAGAAAAUGCAGUCCGUCCGCUCUAUUGACGACGAGUACACCCCCUCGGUAUUCGAGAUGAUGCAGUUGGUGCCGGACGCCCCCAAUUCCAGCCUUGCCCGCGGCUUCCUGCAGUGGAAGUCUGUCGCCUACGGCUCCCCCAAUGGCACCAGAGCGGAUAUCCUCCCGUGCCAGCUGUACCCGCUGCGGCCCGUGAACGCCACCUUCCCUGCUGGCAGCAUUGCCCACGCCUACUUCGGAGACGCCCUGGGAGACGCCUACAACCUGGAGGCCUUUAAUAUCUCCUUCGGGAUAGCGGACGGCGACUUUUACGACAAGAACCAAUUUUUAAGCUGGUCGGCCCUGAUUGGCUACGGUGACCCACCCCGGGACUCCUUCUCCAUCCUGGUCAUCUGUAUAAUGGCGGUGGCCCUGGGCACGCCCCUCUUGCUGCUCAUUAUCGGGGCCAUUGUGGUGACAGCCAUGAGGCACAAAGUCUACUCCAAUUACGAGCCCAUAAACUGAGGACCAAUGGCAUCGGGACUGACACAACACUGGACUUAUUAAUAACUGGAAGCUCAAUCCUGUCCCUGGGCCUGGCGGCACAGAGUCUCAUUGGGUUCCCUGGACCAGCACCAGCGCUACUUUUUGUUUGUUUGUUUGUUUUCCCCCUCAGCAGCUGCCUCACUGAUGGAAACACUGUAUUUCUGCCACAUUUCUUGCCAAAAACCACUACUUUUUUAAUUCCCCUGUGCGGUGACUGUAGCUGUGCCGGCCCCAGGUAGGUUCGCUUUUAAAGGGGAAGUUUACAUGGGAUUCUAGAAUGGACCGGAGCCCAAACUUCUGUAAGACUUGCUUUAGCCAAUGGGGACCUUCAGUCGUGGCUUCUCUUUAUUGGCCGCGCUGGUGGGGGGGUGGAUCUUACUGCCCGUGCUGGUGGGGGGGUGGAUCUUACUGCCCCUCGGUGCUGCCAUAUUGCGCUUAGUACUUGAAUAUAGAAAUGAGCUGAAGGGGCUCCUAUUGGGCGCCUCAGGCUGCUACGGUGCAACUGACAGAAAUCCAAUUGGUUAUAUUUAGCCACGCCCACUCGAUGGGGGGGUUGUUAUAUGUUAAUUUGCUUCUAACAUUCCUGCUGCCUUGUCCCCGCCCUCUGCUUCUGCCCCUUUCCUGAGGGGACGUGGGUAUUGGCUGAAACUCUACCCCCCUCCCUUUGUGCAUAUGCAUUAACCCUUUGAGCACCAGGCACUGUAGAAUAUAUGGGGUUGGGCGUAUACAUUUUUCUGGAACCCUAUAGCUCCAUGCUCGCUCGGACCGGCAGUUACAGGGUUAAAUACACACAGAUUUUACUGUCAGUCAAAUAAAAAGGGGAGGGAAUUCCAAGCAAGUUUUUGAGCCAGGCAGCCAAUCAGAGGGAACAUAUGGAAAGUGCCUCGUUAGGAGAUGACUCUUCUACUACCAAUUAGUAAUGAUUUGCUGUUUCUUAUUAACACUUUAUCUGCCCGUCCCCUUUCCUUUCUCCCCCAGCACCUUUACUGUGUAAAUAACGCCUCUAUUUGGUUUUUCAAUAAAAAAAAGUAUUUUUCGGGU
This is a messenger RNA of Xenopus tropicalis (tropical clawed frog), 2564 nucleotides long. It is a transcript of the gene glmp, whose product is annotated as glycosylated lysosomal membrane protein. NCBI's taxonomy places the organism in Eukaryota, Metazoa, Chordata, Amphibia, Anura, Pipidae. The record is from RefSeq and is a predicted model, not a curated record. Gene Ontology annotation, cellular component: lysosomal membrane. The transcript has 7 exons. The coding region runs from base 312 to 1502 and encodes 396 amino acids.